This is a messenger RNA of Elgaria multicarinata webbii, 2062 nucleotides long. RefSeq names its product DEAD-box helicase 59 (gene DDX59). Lineage: Eukaryota; Metazoa; Chordata; Lepidosauria; Squamata; Anguidae. The transcript has 8 exons. Gene Ontology annotation, molecular function: RNA helicase activity; nucleic acid binding; ATP binding. The record is from RefSeq and is a predicted model, not a curated record. The coding region runs from base 176 to 2035 and encodes 619 amino acids.
GAUGUGUGCAUUGCCCAUUUACUUUGUGCUGGAUCAGGGGGCUGGAUCAUCUUAUGAAGAAAGGCUUGAGAAUUUUGCCCUUGUUUGAACAGUUGGAAUUUUAUAUUUUAAUAGCACAGAAAAGGUAGCCAGUGGUGCAGAAGAUAACGGAGGCAACUUCAGAGGCUGUUGAAGAAUGUUUGUUCCAAGAUCUCUGAAAGUGAAGAGGAAUGCUAUCGAUGAUGGGAUUUGUGUAGCAAAGAAAAAUAAGUCCUUUCCAGGUGAAUCCUCUUUUGAAAAGGGUGCAGAGCCCAAAGAUGCCAGGUCAGAUAUAGAAGACAUACCAACCUCAGAGAGUGACUUAUUUAAACUAGAGGAAGGAUACCCUGAGCCAGAGCUCCCUCUGGAUUCUGUUGUGGCAGCAACCUUGGAAAAUGCAAACAAUGAGGACAGCUCUCUUGCAGAGGAACCCAUCAAAUCCUUCAGUAAAACACAACGUUGGCCACAGCCUGGGGAACCUGUAUGCGUGGUCUGUGGCCGUUAUGGGGAGUAUAUCUGUGACAAGACUGACGAAGACAUCUGUAGCUUGGAGUGUAAAGCCAAACACCUUUUACAGAUCAAAGAGGAGAAGGAAAGCUCAAAACCUGGGAGCAGUGAAAAAGCAGAACCUCGGCCUGCUUCCCCUGAUGGGACCUAUUGUUAUGAAGAGAAUGCCUUUAUGUUAAGCCUUCAAGAUGAGCAGAUUGAAAACUUAAAGCAACAACUAGGCAUAGCUGUCCAAGGUGAAGGAGUCGCGAGACCAAUUGUAGAGUUUGAACACUGUGGGUUUCCUGAAAUUCUAAACAGCAAUUUAAAAGGGUCAGGCUACGAAGUCCCAACUCCUGUCCAGAUGCAGAUGAUUCCGGUUGGGUUGCAGGGCAGGGAUAUUGUGGCCACUGCUGACACCGGCUCAGGAAAAACGGCAGCUUUCCUGCUUCCUGUUAUAAUUAAAGCUUUAGGAGAGAGAGAAACUCCAUCUGCUCUUAUUCUGACACCAACAAGAGAGUUAGCCAUACAGAUAGAGAAACAAGCUAAAGAGCUCAUGAUCAGCCUACCAAACAUGAGAACAGUUCUUCUAGUUGGAGGGUUGCCAUUACCACCUCAGCUUCAUCGUCUGAAACAAAAUGUUAAGGUUAUUAUAGCCACGCCUGGAAGGCUCCUAGAAAUUCUAAAGCAAAGCUCUGUUCAACUCCAUAAUAUCAACGUUGUUGUAGUGGACGAAGCUGAUACCAUGUUAAAGAUGGGUUUCCAGCAGCAGGUGCUGGAUAUUUUGGAAAAUAUUCCCAAAGAUCGUCAAACCAUUUUGGUGUCAGCCACGAUGCCUUUUGGGAUCGAGCAGUUGGCAAAUCAGCUUCUGCAAAAUCCCGUGAAAAUAACAGUUGGAGAAAAGAACCUCCCCUGUUCCAACGUUCGCCAGAUCAUUCUGUGGGUGGAGGAACCUUCCAAAAAGAAAAAGCUUUUUGAAAUAUUAAAUGAUAAAAAACUCUUCAAGCCUCCAGUACUGGUAUUUGUAGAAUGUAAACUGGGCGCAGAUCUUUUGAGCGACGCUGUUCAUAAAAUCACAGGCUUGCAAACUGUAUCUAUGCAUGCUGAUAAAUCCCAGAUGGAAAGAACUGCCAUAUUGCAGGGAUUAUUUCAAGGAAAAUAUGAAGUUGUAGUAAGCACUGGAGUCCUGGGACGUGGUCUUGACCUUAUCAACGUUAAACUGGUAGUGAAUUUCGACAUGCCGUCCAGUAUGGAUGAAUAUGUACACCAGGUUGGAAGAGCGGGUCGGCUGGGUCACAGUGGAACUGCAAUUACUUUUGUUAAUAACAACAGCAAGAGACUUUUCUGGGAUGUUGUAAAGCGCGUUAAACCAACUGGCACUAUUCUCCCGGCCCAAUUAUUAAAUUCUCCGUAUCUACAUGACCAAAAGAGAAAAGAACAGCAGAGAAAUAAACGUUCUCAGAAUCUUGUAACAGGUGAUAAUCUUAUGGACAUUAUUAGAAAACAUGACAAAAGCACUUCUCAGAAAUAAUAAACUGUACUGUAUUUGUAAACAUAA